CCCUCAGGCCAAAAAGUUUGCCCGCCCCUGCUUUAUCACAUGGUGUUGAAAGGAUCACAUGGAGCGGGGGAGUUAGCGAAUUACUGCGUACUUAUCUCAUCGUUCUGGGUCUGAAUCGGCCAUGGCGUUUGUAACCGAAGAACAGAUCCAACAGUUCCAUGAAGAUGGUUUCCUCGUUUUGGAAGAGUUUUUCACCACAGAAGAAUGUGAUGCCAUGAGGGAGCAAAUAGACAAGAUUAUAGCCAAGAUGGAUGUGCCACCCCACUGCCGUACAGAGUUCUCCACCGAUGAAGAGGAACAGCUCCAGGCACAGGGCAGUGCGGAUUAUUUUCUAACCAGUGGAGACAAGAUCAGAUUCUUCUUUGAGAAAGGAGUUUUUGAUGAAAAAGGUGACUUUCUUGUUCCAAAGGAGAAAUCUAUAAACAAGAUUGGCCACGCUUUGCAUGCUUAUGAUCCCAUCUUCAAGCAAAUCACUCACUCCUCCAAAGUGCAGGAGUUGGGAAGAAAACUGGGCCUUGAGAAACCAGUAGUUGUCCAGAGCAUGUAUAUCUUCAAGCAACCUGGCAUUGGUGGUGAAGUGAGACCACACCAGGAUGCCACAUUUCUGUACACAGAGCCGCUGGGCAGGGUUCUGGGCCUCUGGUUAGCUCUGGAGAAUGCCACGCAGGAGAACAGCUGUCUCUGGUUCAUCCCUGGCUCUCACACCAAUGGCAUCACACGUAGAAUGGUCCGAGCCCUGCCGGGCACCAUACCAUGCACACAUUUCAUCGGCUCUGAGCAGACUUAUCAAGAUAGCCAGUUUAUUCCUGUGCCCAUCCGCAAAGGUGGCCUCAUUCUUAUCCAUGGAGAAGUUGUCCACAAGAGUGAGUUGAACAACUCAGAGUGGUCCCGCCAUGUGUACACUUUCCAUCUGAUGGAGGCCAAAGACACCACCUGGAGCAAAGAGAACUGGCUUCAGCCAACUCCUGAACUGCCUUUUCCACCUCUCUACACCUGAAACUAACGUUGGCCAUUGGAGUCAAAGGGCUGAUUAGUAAGUAGAUUCCAUUCAUCUUUCUCAGCCACCCCCUGCUCUCAUCUCCCAAUAUUCAUUUGUCCUCAGCACAGAAGGAGUAGCUUCAGCCUGUGUGCAUGACAGAAGAAUCUUCACCCAUACCCGUCCAGCGUUGGCCUUACUCAGAGCAUCUCUGCUACGUGUACACUACUCAUAGUGGGGAACAGUCACCUAAAAACCACUUUUGAUGGGGAAAUCUCUUUAGUCAUGUGAACUGACUAUUAAGAAGCCACUGUGCCUCAACUCUGGGACCAGCUGAGAGGCACCUCCUUUUCAGGAUACUCAAAAUCUCAGUAUUUUCCCCUUGUACAACCCAAGCCAGGAAAAUUUCUAUUAUGUUUAUUCCAUCUCUGUUGUAUUACCCUCAGGUGUACAGAGUCUUUUGGAGGUUAUGUAGAGGGGUUUUGUUGUACCACAAAAAAGUUAAAACCUACCCUGCUGCAAUAGCAAUAGAUUAAAAGAAAAGUCUAGAAUGGGCAGACCAAAGCAGGGAGCCUAAAUUUCUUAUUUUUCCUUUUAAAAUGCUAAGUAAGACUUACUGGGGAGUGGUAUGUGAGGGGAUAACACAAUCCCUAGACUUGUAAACCUUUACUCCAUACAUUUUCAAGGAGAACUGAGUAACUUUUGAUGCAUAUUGAAGUUAAUGAGAUGUGGGAAUAUCAAGAAUAAAAAUACAAACAUCAUUUCUCUGUUGUUUGAAGAUGACAGUCCCUGAAACCUCCAAAAAGUGUUAGACCACAACACAUAAGGGUAAAGACAUACAGUGAUUAUGCUUUUAACUCACAGCAUGCAGAACAGAUGCUAGCAAAGAGCACAUAAUAAUGUCACCCUUCUAGGAAGUAUCAUAUAUGGACUGCAUUACAUCAAUCUGAAUAUUCUAAACAAACUCAUUUAAACAAAGUGACAGAGUCCAUUUUAUGUUCCUACGUACCCUUCUAGUACUAUCACUGAAUAGUCAAACUUUAGCUUUUUUCAGCAAAUCUAUGAAGAGAGACAGGACUUUUCUUCACAGUUUCAGUUGUGGUGGCAUAUAUUUUAUAAUGAAUAACGAAGAAUGCAGUUACGUAUUUUUUUUUUUUAAAUAUAUACAGAGAGAACAGCUACUCUCUGAAGUACCCAUACAUAAGACUGGAGAUAUGCUUCAUAAAUUUUCACGUCACCAGUAUAUUAUAUAAUUGACAUACCCACAAAAGCCAACUUCCCAGCUCAUUACAGGGAUGCUCAAGUAAUUUAGUUCAUAGUUAUCAAAUUCACUGUGACAGGGAACAAUAAUAUUUCACACUUAUCUAGUACUUUCCCACCACAGAUCUGAAUGCUUUACAGACACUAAAUAAUGAAUCUUUACAACACCCCUUGGAAGUAUUAUCCUAGUUUUACAGAUGGGUAAAUUGAGGUACAAAGUGGGAGUAGGUCUAAUUGUGGAGCCCUUACUCGUGGGAGAAGUCCCAAUUACUUGAGUAAGUGCUCACUAACAUGAACCAGGGCUUCACUAUUUAGCUCUCAGUGACUUACCCCAGAUCACACAGCAGGCUUGGGAACAAAACCCCCGGAGUCCUGAUUCUCAUGCUCUACCCUCUAAACAAUAUUCCCUCCUAUUUAUUAUCCUUUGAAUGCAUAAUAUCAGUUUUCUGUUUUAAAGCUGAGCUAUCAAACAUUGAGACAAUAGAAGCAACAUGCAGACUAGAGGAAGGAGGGAUUGGAAGGUGGAUAAAACUGUGGUGGCAACAUUAUAAAUGAGAUUAUGUAGGCAGCACGAGCUCUAGAAACAUAUAUGCAAAUAUAACAAAAACAGGAAAAAAGAUUGAGUAGCAGUAGUAAAUUUUAUUAAUAAUUAGUCUCCAUGGGUGAAUUUUGUGUUCAGAGAAAUUGCAAGAGCAUGUAUUGUGGAUCAGUUUAAACCCUUAACACCAAGGGUUUUAUUGCUAAAAUUAAUGCAUAGAGCCCAGCAGUAUCUUCAGCAUUUCAACUUGAUUUAAAAGUUUUAAAGUCAUCUAUAGAAAUUAAUGUUAAGCCUUUAUCUUAAAUGAAAACUAGAUGUUUUGCUUAUUUUAAAUAGCAUUAAGCAUUAUCAUUUCCAGUUGGUGAAAGCCAUCUACCUUAAAAAAAAGAGAGACAGCUGUAUCUGACUAUAUGGGGUCCCUAUGCAAAAUACAUAUAUCUCUGGACUGAUAUUUAAUACACUUGGGAAAAUACACAGAAGAACUUUAGACAGUUUCUAAGAGGUCACUUGAAUAGAAUAAUCUGCCAACAGAACAGACACCCUCAAUAGUGUUCAUAAACUAGAUGAAAACAAAAUUGUGCAGAUGAUCUUGCAUUGUUGCAGGUGGAAUGGACUGAAUGACCCAAGACAUCCUAUUGUCUCAGGCUCUGUAUCAGAUUAAAGCAGGUUAGAAAUGGAUUUCUGCAACACACGGCUCCAAGCCUUAUUGCUACAUUACUUUUUCUAAGCAUGAUGCCUGCCUCUGGUAUUUGUCUUAAACGCUAAUUGCAACGAAGAAAUAGAUUAAAUUCUUGAGUUUAUUUAUGGUAAAAACGGCUCUUAAGUAAUGGCUAGGACUUUGCUGGGUCGAACAAGAGUGCCAGUUUUAAACUGAGCAGCUAAAAAGGGUUCUGUAGGUCAAACAGGAUUUUUUGAUGCAUCUGAAAUCACUGCAGUAGCAGGAAUAAGUAUGCUGGGUAGGGAUAACAGUGGUAAUUUUGCUCAGAUUCACCAAGGCUUCUAUUAGAAACAAGAGUCUGAUCUUUCCUACCUUCUUCAGAACUUGUUUUGAUGUCAAUAAGCAGGGGACAGAGUAACCUUCAGUUCUGGUGCUUCGUUUUAUGGCUUUGGUGCUAUAUCAACCUUCACCUGAAUGCUUUGUUACCAAGUGCAGAACACCGGAUGGGUGGUAGCUAAGGCUUUUUCUUAGUUAUUGUGGGAAAAAGACCCCACCUUUCUAAUUAACCUUUUUUUAAAGUAGCAUUUUCCUGCUAAGAAAGUUGGUUCAUCUCUCCUUUCCCUUCUGUGCUCUGCUCAAUGUGAUAUGAAGACAGAUGUAGAAAGAAUGUCCCACUCUGUCUCACAGCUGGAACAUGAGAAUUACUAAACUGUGCAGCAUGUUGGAUUCACUGUUCCUACGGGUCACUGUACUCUUGCACCAUCCAUCUCUCCAGGGCUGUUUCCUUGGAGCAGUGCCUCACAGCCUAUUGCUCUGUUAAUCACAGUCAUUUUCUGACCGUUCUUAAAGUCCUAGGAGAGAUUCUGUGCUGUGUGUCUCAGGAGGCAUGGUCCAGAAAGAGAAGGCCCAAAGGGUUGGAGGAGGGUGGGCAAAUGUGAUAUUCUCUGGGUUGUUCCAGGGGCCAGUGCAUCCCAGCAUGAUUGGAGGUGGUCUGACUCUGCAGCAGAGAAUAACCAGAGCACACAGUGCUCUCUGGGCAAUCCUCCUGCUAAAGUCUACACACUCCCAGUCCCAAACUUGGGGCCACACAGGAUGGUGCUAAGCUGCCUAGUUUGCCCCAUGUUGCCCUAUGGCUGGGGUUCUACCCCAGGAAACCGGUGUGGCCCCUUUACACAGCAGAAAUGCCAUAAAGAUGCUGUAGUAGGGACCAGAAUCAACUUCCCUGGACAAGAAUUCUUGCAAGCAAACACCCUACCAGGUACUCUAUGGGAGGGUGGAAGAGGCAGGAUAUAAAUCAGCUUAAUCUGGUCCUAAUGGAAGUGUUGCAUGCUAAUGAGAGAGGCUUCCUAGAAGUAAAAAAGUUUGAAAGGAUUAAAUAUACAGAAAUGGAAAGGUUUUUUGACUAUAAACAGUGAAUUGUUUCAGGUGUACUGUUAUGAUCCUAAUUAAAGGGGCAGCAGCAGGUAGUUUUACAUUUUAAUAGAAAUGCUUUCAUGGAUGAUUUUUAAUGAAAACCAUUUGUCUGGAUUUAAAUGUCCCCCCUCUCCCCCCUAAUGAUUUACAGGCCAAACACUGCAGCUUGUACUAGUGCAUAUAUGAAAACCAGAAUAUUACUUACUAUAAACAGCUGUGAAACUGACUUUAGUGAUUUUCUUUGUUCAAGCUGAGAGAAAUGCAAGAACUAAAUCAAAUUGUAUGAGUAGCAGAGAAGCACACUGGAUUGUUAAAAUACUUUGUUUUAAUAAUCUAAUAUGUUACUAGUAAUACAAGAAAGGAUUUUAAAUGAGUUUUAACCUAACCUCUCUUUAAAUUGUGUCUGGAAAUGGGACUCUUUUCAAUAGAGAUUAAUUUUUUAAUGUAGCUUUUUUUUUUAAUAAAAAAAUCACAUGUAAAGCAA
Chelonia mydas (Green sea turtle) is the source of this 5329-nucleotide messenger RNA. RefSeq names its product phytanoyl-CoA dioxygenase domain containing 1 (gene PHYHD1). The record is from RefSeq and is a predicted model, not a curated record. The transcript has 11 exons. Bases 122 to 997 code for a protein of 291 amino acids. NCBI's taxonomy places the organism in Eukaryota, Metazoa, Chordata, Testudines, Cheloniidae.